Laccaria bicolor S238N-H82 is the source of this 864-nucleotide messenger RNA. RefSeq lists its product as uncharacterized. The record is from RefSeq and is a predicted model, not a curated record. Bases 1 to 864 code for a protein of 287 amino acids. The transcript has a single exon. Lineage: Eukaryota; Fungi; Basidiomycota; Agaricomycetes; Agaricales; Hydnangiaceae.
AUGAACCACGAGCGCCCGCCGACACGACAAACAAGAAAGACGAGGGACAGCGACCCGCUCCCACCCGCCAACGACGACCGUAACACCCACCACCACAAACGACGCCCGCCACCCACGAAAACGACAACCGCCGCCCACGAAAAACGCCCAGCGCCCAUGAACGACAGCCGCCGCCCAUGCAAACGACAAGCGCCACCCACGAAAAGCACCCAGCACACCCAAACGACAUCCGCCGCCCACGAAAAACGCCUAGCGCCCACAAACAACAUCCGCCGCCCAUGCAAACGACGACCGCCGCCCACGAAAAACACCCACCAAACCCAAACGACGACCGCCGCCCACGAAAAACGCCCACCGCCCACAAACGACAUCCGCCGCCCUCGAAAAACGACGACCGCCGCCCACGAAAAACACCCAGCAAACCCAAACGACGACUCAGUGUAUCUCUCCUCCCUGUCUCCUUCUCUCUGUUCCCCUCUCUCCCUCCCUCCCUCUCUCCCUCCCUCUCUCUCUCCCACCAUCCUUCUCUCCCUCCCUCCCUUCCUCCCUCCCUCCCUCUCUUCCUCCCUCCCUCCCUCUCUUCCUCCCUCCCUCCCUCUCUUCCUCCCUCCCUUCCUCUCUUCCUCCCUCUCUUCCUCCCUCUCUUCCUCCCUCCCUCCCUCUCUUCCUCUCUCCACCUCUCUCACCCCCUCCCCCCUCCAUCAUUUCACUUCACUCACUUCCCCUCCUUCCAUAGCUCUCUCCCUCCACCACUCCCUCCAUCACUCCAUCACUCCCUCCCCCUCCCUCAUUACAUUAGUAAAAUAUCUUUCUGUAUUUAGUUGUCAUUUCACAAUACAACAUUUGUUUAAAUGUGAAUUUUGA